AUGAUCGGCGGGAGAGCAAUGGUGGCCGAAUCGCUGGCUGCGGAACAGCUGCUGCAGCUCCCACACCUGGCGGUCUGGCGGCUGCGACUAUUGCUACUGCUGUCGGUGCUGGUGCUACUGCCGGGCGCAGAGCAGGCCGGCCUGGCGUGUGAGCGCAGUGGAUACUGCAGUCUGGGCAGGACCAAGCCGUACCUCGGAGAGGUGGACACUGCGGUGGGGCUACGUAGAGCCCUGGUGGCUCGGUCAUACAGGCGCGAAGUGAUCCUCAUGGCCACGGACGCCAAGCACGUGCUGGGCGCCAUUCAGGCGGUCACGAACCUUCGACGUCUGGGACUGGACAACGUAUUGAUGUUGGGCGACUCGGGUCCCGAGUGUGUUCGUGUGGCGUCCGCCCUGCCCUCCACUGGCUGUGUGUGGAUGGAGUGGGAUUUGCCUGUGGUGGGGGCGGAGAGGGACCUGGUGCCCGUGGCGGCCCCGCUGUGGCACAACAGGUACCGCCUCGCGGCGCGGGCUGUACGGAUGCGGUACAAUGUGUUCCUGGUGGACACUGACGUCAUUUUCUUCGAUGAUCCGUACUUGUACUUCAAGUCACCGCCCUUCGCCAACUUCACCAUCAUCAACCAGCCAGAGGUGCUGUACGACCAGCUGGACUACCUCACGGAGAGUGACCCCAAUGGUGGGGUGCUGUACGUACAGAGCGCGGCACCUGACGGCCCGGCAGCCUGGCUGCUGUCUGAGGUGACGCACAGGCUGCUCCGCUGGCUGGAGGACGGCUUUCGCCUCAGCCGUCACACACACCACAUCGCCACAUGGUGCAACUACAUGGACCAGGAUGGACUCAAGGACGCGCUCAGCAGCGUGCGACUGGGUCGCAUUUUCUUCGGGUUUGCCGUACGUGACUGCCGUACAGAGGCGUGGCGAAAUGAACAUCCGGACCAGCAUGUGGCCCUUCGGGAUGCAGUAACUGACCUCUUAGGGAAGGACGCCGCCAGCGGCGGUGGUGCCGUACGACAGGACGAUCAUGUUGAGUUGCCGACAGCGCUCCAGGGAGCCGCGGGGGAGCAGACCGUAACACUCAGGUACUUCGAAAUGCGGAUGCCAGCCUACGCGCCGUGGGACGAGAAGUACGGUCCGUACCUCUACCCUUCUAAGGGUGUUCUAUCGGGGCAGUGGCUGCAGCAGCUCCGAGAGGACUGCGGCUGCCCCUUGUGGCCCGACCCCGAGGAUCCCUCCUCCGCAGCCGCCUCCGUACCCUCCGAGCGCUUCCUGCUGGCCCCCCCGUUCCUGAUGCUCAACUGGUUCGCACGGGGCCGCAAGGGUUACUGGCACCCGGCGCUCACACCCACUGGGCCGCAGCAAGUGGUGGGGCACCUUCACUAUGUGCCAGGCACCAGCAUUUCAGUGGGCAAGUCAGCCGCCCGAAUGGCGGUCGGGCAGUACGACUGGAAGCUGGCACAGCAGGUGCUAGGGCCCCGACUGUACUUUUUGCACCAGGGCACUGACAACAUCCAGCCUGGUCCGGAGACCCAGCCCGGGGGUCUGGCGCCCCUGCACCUGCUGGCGCUGCACCCCUCCUUGUUGCGCUCCCUGGCAUACAUCCGCAGCUGGGAAGAGUAUGCCCAGUUGCUGAGGGGGCUGCUGGCGACUGCCAUAGUGCUAGGCCGGGUGCCAGUGUGGCCCGACGCCCCUUGCGCCGCCCCUUGGAUUGCCGAGUCCGGAGCGGAGGGUGCCUCCACGUUGCCCCUGACCAUACGGCAGGUGGGGACAUCAUGGCUCCCGGGAGGGGUAGAAGAGGGCAAGGAGGGGGCUCUACAAGCUCUCAUCUACGUCAUCUCCCUUAUCGCCGUACGGCCGUCGAAUGUCUGCCAGGAGUUCAUCCCAUACGGCACGCAUGCGGCAGACCUGUGGUGCAUGUGGUUGCCGCUCCUCACGGAGGGAUGUUUGUUCGACGGUCGGGGCAUGCUGACACUGGAGUUUGCGCAUUGGAGGAGCAAGAUGUUGAUGUUGCCGUACAUCGAUCCGGACGAGCGAAACACAAUUGGGCUCGUGUCAGCGGAGCUGGGCGCUACUGGGGUCCCCACCUCCAACGGCUCCAAUCCCACCUUGAGGAUCUUUUCCCUGCCCCGAGAUGACCUGGCUCGGGCCUGGUCCCUGAAGCGCACCCACGUAUUCAGGGUGUUGUACUUGAUGAAUCCUCUACGGCCGGUGCUCUCCCGGGGUACCGUGGAGACCAACAGGCUGAAUAUGGUGCAGGAUAUAUGCAAGGCAACCAACCAUGAAGAAAUGGUUCAGGACCUGAAGGACAAGCCGUACAAGGAGCCCACCAUGCCCAACCUGGAGCUCAAGGCGGCGGCAGUGGGUGUCGACGGUCUCAUCCGUGCCGCCCCGGCCAUCCCUGGAUACAACGUGCCCCCCGGGACGGAACCCCAGCAACAUGAUCAGCAGGUGGAGCAGAAUACCGGGGACAGCGUGCCUGUGGACGGUACUACCCCUGAAGCUGCAGUAGAUGCAGCCGCUGCCGCGGCGAUUUUAGCGGCGGCGGCCGCUGCCGCUGCCGCCGCGGCGGGACCCCCAGGCGACUCUCAGGCGCAGGCGGCGGUUGCGGCGCGUGCUGACAGCCCCGGCAGCGCAAGCAUCCUUGUCGGAGCUGGUGCCGCCGCCAGUAGCACUACAGCCUACGGAGGAGGAGCAACAAUCCUGGCAGGGAAUACGGAGGCCAUGCCUGAGGAGUACGAUAGUGCAAUGGCGGCAGCCGGAUGGAGCCACCGACAAGCCAUUCGCGGCGCACGUCGCUUUGACGCUGUCAGCCUCGGCGACGGCGGCGGGCUGGACCACGGCAUCGGCGGCUUAGGCAGCGCGCUUGCUCUUGAUGACGGCGGCGGCGACGAUGAUGACGGCGGCGGCGCCGGAUGGGGGUUCCGGGCACACCGCACCGUGGCUGGCACCCGCCGCUUCCACGGCACUGCAGAGCUGGUGGGGCACCGACUGGCAGGUCGGCGGCGGCAGCACCGGGUCUACGGCACCAGGGCCCACGGAGUGGUGCCCUUCCAUGCCGGCAGGCGCGACAACACGCGUACUCUGGCCGCUGGCGACGGCGGCGCUGCCGCUGCUGACACUCCCUAA
Molecule: messenger RNA, 3123 nt
Organism: Volvox carteri f. nagariensis
Lineage: Eukaryota; Viridiplantae; Chlorophyta; Chlorophyceae; Chlamydomonadales; Volvocaceae
Exons: 16
Coding region: 1-3123 (1040 amino acids)
Source: RefSeq, a predicted model, not a curated record